AUGAGCAACCUAUGGACCAUUCCUGACGUCAAGGAAGAGUUGACCCAUUUAGCUGCUUUGCAUCAGAAGAGGCCAGCAAGUCCUGUGGUCCAAGGUAUGGCUGCCACCUGGUGUGGAAAAGUCGAAGCUGUCACCAGCUGGACCAGCCAUGGAAUUUUGGAGUUGAUCAACCAUAUUGACAGUUUGAGCCUUCCAGAUGACAUGAAAGCCAAGCUUCAUGAGUGCUUGGAAAAGUUGACCAUUGGCUCAUCCCAAGCACUUAAGGAGGCCCAUGCUCCAGCCAUAGCUUGGCUGAACAGAGGAGCCCCGCGGCCGACUCAAGCGCCGCCGUCCGAAACAGAGCCGACACAGGAGCCCCGCGGCCAACUCAAGGGCCGCCGUCUGACACAGCCCCUCGGCGGCCGACACAGAAGCCCCGUGGCCGACACAGCCCCUUGUGGCGGCCGACGCAGAAGCCCCGCGGCUGCGAAGCCCUGGAGCCCCGCCGUCCGACACAGGAGCCCCGCGGCCGACUCAAGCGCCGCCGUCCGACACAUCCGACACAGCCCCUCCGCGGCCGACACGGCACUUGGCGCCGGCCGACAAGCACACCCAGCCGAGGCCGAGACGCCCACCCCGCUGGCCGACUCACCGCGGCCGACACAGAGUUGGUUUCAGAAACACAUCUUUGCUAUGGCGGCCUAUUUGCCGUGCUACAAUGGACAUGAGCUACAACACAAGGACUUCGAUCUGAAGGAGCUCAAAGUAGGACUCCGUCGCAACAUGCGCCCAUGGCUUCCGUUUCCGACCACGGCGAGUACACCAGUGAUGCCUCAUUUGACCUCGGUCUCUAUUCCGCCUUCGCCAGGUUCUUUCCGCCCACCAAGCGAGGACAGUGAUGCACGUUUCGAACUGCUUGGGGAGACACUGCAACGCCUCAUCUAUCAGGUGCAGCGUCAGGAAGACAGACAGCUUGCCCAGCACCAGCAGAUUGUGAGGUUUGAGGGCACACUGCAAGGUCUACAAGAGGAUCGUGAAACGAUGGGUUUCUUCACUUCUGCAGCCAGGUUGCAGACUCUUGAGAAGGGCCAAACAGCUGUGGCAGCUGGUGCACAAAGAGCUAUGCAACUUGCAAUGAAGGCUGCAGAAGCGCAACAGACUAUGUCUGAUCGACAAGAUGAAGUGUCAGUUGAAGCUCUCACGUUUUGGCUCCACUUGCUGAGUCCUGUCGCUGGCAAAUCCAUUCGUUUGACUGAUGAGGUCUCUCUCUCCCUGGAAUCGGGACGACUGCGAAUCCCUGCUGUGCUUCAAAGAGGCUUCAUGCAGCCAGUUGUUCAAUGGCUGGCAGACCAGCGGGAAAAAGAAGAGAGAUUGCCCAUACCUGGGAACGUGUCUGGCAGCCUUGAUUUCGCAACGUGGUCAACGAUUCAGUCUGCAGCGCUUCUGGUUGAGCAGCGGUCCACUAUCCUUCGUCCACAGAAUGAAGACAACUUUCUGUCCUUGGCUGAAGGUCGCGAGUCCAACAGCAAGCGUGAUCCAGCUAGUGUCCACAUGGUUUUGUCAGGGACAAUGACCGGAAAGCACAAAGAUCUCCAGAGUGGAAUAGAUGCUAUCGAUUCCCAGGUCCAACCAGGACUGGGUGAACGCCUAUCUGUAGAUUUGAGUGGGCUGAACUACUACCAGGUGGCUCUUGCGUCAACAGAGUGGCGCCUUGGCUUAGCGCUGUCGUCCUGGACAGUGCCUACGAUGCCCCCAAUGCCAUGCCUGCCAGAUGAACAAACUGCUGUGAUUGAAAGUGAGAUGGUCGAAGAUGCUUUUACAAAGGUGGGUCUUCGAGCAGCCAGUGCAUCUGAUCAGCGGCUGUGGCAGGAAAAACUUAGCUGGGAACGUAAAUGUGCCUGCAAGAAGUGGUGUACGCUUGCUUUAAUGAAACUGAGUGCAUGGGCCAUUGGACGGAGUGUGGCAUCGUCGAGCGGCAUGCAGCUAGCUCGUGGAAGCCUCGUGGAGUCGGUGGUCGACGCCCUUGCUGGUAAGGCUACAGCUACGUUGCAUGGACGUGCGGGACCUUUGCUGAAAUAUGCCAAGUUUUGGCGAGAUCGGGGCUUGGACUUCUUUCCAGUACAAGAGGACAUGGUUUACCAGUAUUUAAAAGCACAGUCGAACUGGGCCCCAACUGCACCGAGAUCAUUGUUGAUUUCACUGUCUUUCGCGUUCCAUAUACUGGGACUUUCUGGGGGAGAUGUUGCAUCUAAAUCUGGGCGUAUCAAAGGGGUAUCUGAUGCUCACUACGCCGACAGACGGAAGCUGGUGCAGCGACCUCCUUUGACAGCAGAUCAGAUCCUGAUGCUGGAGAAGACUGUCCAUGAUACUGCACGGACCAGUUAUGACAGGAUUGCAUCAGGGUUCUUUCUGGUGCUCAUCUAUGGGCGCUUGCGGUACAGCGAUGGGCUUCAGCUUGUGGACCUACAGUUGGACAUCAAAGAGACCGAGUUUGGAAUUACAGGUUUCUUGGAAGCCAGGGCAGAAAGAACAAAGACUUCUGUGACUCUGGAGCGAAAAAUCCGGUUUUUACCGGUUGCAAUUCCGGUGGAAGCUUUGAUGGACGUCAGCUGGAUACCGGUGUGGCUUGAGUUGAGGACGAUGACACUGAGUCGGAUACCAGCUCGAGCAGGGGGUCAGCAAGCGAGGAAGAUGCAAACCCGGACGAAGAAGAAACUGCAGUUUCUGAGCUGGUCGGAAAAUGGGCUCCGACAGGAGCUGAGAGAGAAGGCCAACAGUACGCCCGGCACCGAGUUUCGAGAUGCAUUCACUCCAUCUCUGAUGAAAGUGGCCUUACUUUCACAUGUGGCCGAUCAGAUGUCACAAGGAGGGACACCAGUGAAAGAGACACCAACCAAUCAGACAGGUUACAACCAUGAGCAACCGCACAAGAGAGCCAAGACGGGACCAAAAGGCAAGGGGCAAGGAAAGGUCCAAGCUACUCCUUUCCAACGUGUGCCCACCGAACUUCUGAAACUCGGGGCGGUUGGUUCUACUCCUAAGGGCCAUCGGUUGUGCUUUGGCUACAACUUGAAGACAUGCCAAGCUCCAGUGGCGGGGCAGAAGUGCGAGCCCAUGGACGAUGAGCACAAAAGUGAUGACACCGAAGCUGGUGCGGGUCGCAAGCGCCGAUCCGAGCUUGGACAAUGCAGUUCAACAAAGUUGCAAGCAUGUGCGGAGGGAGGUGCGUCGUCCCAUAAGCAAUGGGGAGACGCGCCAAACUUGCAUUCGAGUCAAGCUGACCCGGUGGAUGGUGCUGAAGCAAAGCCCAUGUCGAAGCCAUGGGGCAAUGAUGCAGGUGCAGUGAAUUCGGAUUCAAUUUUUGGGAGCUCUACAGGUUACAAGGACACACCUAUUUUUAUUGAAGCUUGUGCAGGUUGUGGAAUUUUGAGUUCAGUGGUUCAACAAAGAGGAUUUCAAGUGAUCCCCAUUGACUGCCCGAGAAAUCGACACGUGCCAAAGUGUCGGCUGGUUGUUUUAGAUUUGACCUCUGCCUAUGCCGACCAAUUACUGCGGCGCAUUGUGCGCGACCACAAAGUUGCGGGGGUGCACAUUGCACUCCCAUGUGGGACCUGUUCAAAGGCCCGCGGCAUUCCUAUGGCUGAUGGAACACCAGGGCCGCCGCCACUUAGAGACAGCACUCAUUUGCAUGGCUUGCCAGGCCUAACACCGGAUCAACAAUUGAAAGUUACAGCUGCAAAUGAGUUAUAUGCUUGUGCGGAUCAGUUCAUCCAGUUUUUGCAUGAACAGGGAGAUGAGAAUGGUGAAAAGUAUUUGAAGUUGUCUGCCACCAACUUCACCAUCAACCAGUUGAUUUGUGGCAAAGCUGACAGAAAUGCUUCUCUGCCUGGUGGCCCAAAGAUGCAAGAGUUGAAGAAUAUGAGAAAUGAGAAGCUGAAGGAUCCUCCUGUGGAAGAUACUGAUGAAGCUCCUGCAAAAAGGAGGAGAGGGGUGGAAUGUGUGGUGGAGCAGAUGGCAGAUGUGAUGGUGAAGUUGGAGGCCAAGAUGCUCUGUGCUGUAUUCAGAUUCCUUUUGCCAGGCUGCUUGGAAGAGACAACCUCCAGGACAUACAAAAAGAGAGCUGCCAAGGAGGACAAGAAGGAGGACUGA
This is a messenger RNA of Cladocopium goreaui, 4128 nucleotides long. The record is from the annotation of a GenBank genome assembly. Lineage: Eukaryota; Dinophyceae; Suessiales; Symbiodiniaceae.